Pangasianodon hypophthalmus (striped catfish) is the source of this 3118-nucleotide messenger RNA. It is a transcript of the gene nom1, whose product is annotated as nucleolar protein with MIF4G domain 1. The transcript is spliced from 12 exons. The record is from RefSeq and is a predicted model, not a curated record. Gene Ontology annotation, cellular component: nucleolus. Gene Ontology annotation, molecular function: protein binding; RNA binding. NCBI's taxonomy places the organism in Eukaryota, Metazoa, Chordata, Actinopteri, Siluriformes, Pangasiidae. Gene Ontology annotation, biological process: ribosomal small subunit biogenesis. The coding region runs from base 155 to 2686 and encodes 843 amino acids.
GCAGAAAAAAACAAAGAUGGCUGCCUCCAUCUUCCAUGCGCGUGCUGUGUUUUGGUCUGAACGGCGCACUUUUCUUUUUAAUCUGCAGCACUGACGCUGCUAAUAAAACUGUAAAAUAAUUUAUUUUACGCGUUUAUAUAUCCAGAACAUAAAUAUGAAACCUAAAUUCCAGCGAAAAGGAGGCGGAAGAGGGAAACAGUCCAGAGACAAGCUGCACAAAUUCAUGGUUUCUGUCCACAACUUUGUCCAGAGUGAAGCAGGACAUAAUGAACUGGAGUCCCACGGCCACAUGGAGAUGCUCGCUAAAAGGAAAAGUCGAAAAGAAAUGCGCAAAGAGAAGCGGAAGCUGAAGAAGAAGAAGAAGAUGAAGGCAAAGCAGCCUGCAGAGGAGAGUAAACAGAGUGGCAGUGUGGAUGCUGCUCCACAGAAAGCUCCACCAGCCAUCAAACCCAGACCCCAGUCCAGCUCUGCUCCUGCUCCUGCUCCUGCUGAGCUCAGUGACAAGGAGAAGAAGCCGAAAAGAAAAGUGCAUUUCGAGAAAACUUCUCCUCAGCCUGAGAAGAAAGCCAAAGUGCAGACCAUGAGGAAGAAAGCUCUGAUUGAAGCCAAUGAGCUGGAGGACAGAGAGAUCAAGAAGCUGGAGAAACGGCUUGGUCUCCAUAAGAGGAGGAACAAGAAGAGCCUUCCGCAGUCCUUCAUCAGCGACGGUCUCGAUUACAUCCUGGGCAUUCUGGAGCCUGGAGGAGCUGCUUUAUACGACAGCGAUGAGGACGUGGAUUCAGCCAAAGCGAAGAACAGGCUGGAGAAGUUAGAGGAGAUCAGUGAGGAUGAGGAGGAUGAAGAUCACGAUGAGUCAGAGCACACGGGUGAGGAGGAGGAUGAGAUGAAGGAAGAAGAGGAGGAGGAGGAUGAGAUGGAGGAAGAGGAGGAGGAGGAGGAGGAGAUUGAAGGAGAUGGGGAGGAGGAAGAAGAAGGAGAAGAAAAAGAAGAAGAAGAAGAGGAGGAGGAAGAGGGAGAAGAAAAUGAAGAGGACGAGGUAGAGGGAGAAGAUGCAUCAGAAGAAGAGGAUGAGCAAGAUGAUGGAGAUGAAGAAAAUCCCCAAGACAAAUUGUCUAGCAGUGAGCCGACAGGUAAAUACGUCCCUCCUCAUCUCCGUGACGCAGCCGACAGCAAGCGCAGAGCUGAGCUGGAGCGACUAAAACGCAGCCUGAAAGGUCUGAUAAACAGGUUGAGUGAACCCAACAUGGGCUCCAUCAGCGGGCAGGUGGAGGAGAUGUACAUGAGCAACAGCAGGAAGGACAUGAACGACGCGCUGACUGAAGUUCUGAUGGCCGCCUGCGUUACGCCAGCGCUGAUGCCUGACAGGCUGCUGAUGGAGCACAUUUUGUUAGUCAGUGUCCUGCAUCACACAGUUGGACUGGAGGUUGGUGCUCAUGUCCUGGAGACGGUGGUGCGCCGCUUCGACGAGACCCAGCGCGACGGAUCCAUCACGGGUAAAGAGUGCUGUAAUCUGGCCUCCAUGAUGGCGCACAUGUACAACUUCCAGGUGGUGCACUCGCUGCUGCUGUUCGACGUGCUGAAGCGGCUGCUGGCGUCGUUCACGCCGCAGGACGUGGAGCUCAUGCUGCUGCUGCUGAGGAACGUGGGCUUUUCCCUGAGGAAGGACGACCCUCUGGGCCUGAAGGAGCUGAUAUCUGAAGCCCAGCGCAAAGCCAGCGCAGAGGGAUCGCGUUUCAGCGACCAGACCAGAGUGCGGUUCAUGUUAGAGACCAUGCUGGCGCUGAAGAACAACGACAUGCGGAAAAUUCCAGGUUACGACCCCGAGCCUGUGGAGAGACUGAGGAAGCUGCAGCGCACGCUGAUCCAGAACCGGGCAAGUGGCACUGAUGUGAAGCUCAGGGUUUCUUUGGAGAAUCUUCUGGAAGCGCAGCGCGUUGGUCGCUGGUGGAUCGUCGGCUCGUCCUGGAGUGGAGCGCCCAUGAUUCAAGACGACAAACCCACAGCGCAGCCUGUUAAAGGGGAGCAGUUCAGUGCCAAAGUGCUGGAGCUGGCACGCAAACAGCGCAUGAACACGGACAUCAGGAGGAACAUCUUCUGCGUCAUUAUGACCAGCGAGGAUUACCUGGACGCCUUUGAGAAGCUCCUCCGACUGGGUCUGAAAGGUCAGCAGGAGCGUGAUAUCAUUCACGUUCUGCUCGACUGCUGCCUGCAGGAGAAAUCCUUCAACGGCUUCUACGCAGUUUUAGCAGAGAAGUUUUGUGCACAUGACCGACGCUUCCAGAUGACUUUCCAGUUCUGUCUGUGGGAUAAGUUUAAAGAUCUGGCAACCCUGUCGAGCAGUUCCUUUACAAACCUCGUCCAGAUGGUCACGCACCUCUUAACCAAGAACUCCCUCUCGCUCUCCAUCCUGAAGGCCAUAGAGUUUGGAGAACUCGAUAAGCCCAAGGUAAAAUUUUUGAGGCAGAUCCUCUCUAAACUCUUACAGCAGACUCAGGAGGAGGAUCUGGUUCAGAUUUUCACCCGGAUUUCUGGAAUUCCUAAGCUAGGAAUGCUACGUGAAGGACUGAAGCUCUUCAUCAGGCACUUCCUGCUUCGGAGUGUGCAGACGGAGGGAACGCUGCUCACCGAGAGGGCCGAGGUCGCCAUCAAGGCCAUGGAGGCUCGCGACGCCAAGCUCAAACUGUAGCACACACACAGUUUCUAUCUGAGACUCGUGAUGAAAAUUUUUAUUAAUUGAACAGACUUCGUCCAGGAGGUGGCUCUUCAACCCAAAUAAUGAGGACGAUGUUUUCUAGGACUCACUUUUUUUUUCCUUUGCAGUCCAUUUUAACAUUUUUAGUGGAAGGAGCACUCGAUGUCCGUGGCCACUUUAAACAAGGAGCCUCAGCUGUGGAAAGAAGCAAAAAAAAACACCUGUUGGUCGAAUAUUCUUUAUACUUUCAUAAUAUGUGAAGAACCUGGACUAUAAAAACUUUCAUUCUCAAAUAUUUCAUUAUUAAUAACAAAGAAAAAGGUGCGUGAGUGUCAUGACAAAAUGUCAAGACAGACUCGGAAAAUGACUAAUUCAGGUGUCAAGAUAACCUUUUCAAUAAAACAUUUAACAGAUGCUUUAUAAAAA